CGUGUGUCGACCGGUGUGUGCCGUUCAUUCGCCAAGUGUCUCUCGCCGGAGUCGAACGUGUGUCUUGGUCCGUCGUUAUAUUAUUUGAAUUGGUGUUUUAAAAUCAAUUUUGAAUUUGAUUGUGGUUGAUCUCUACUACUUCGACGAGUGUGUUAUUUGUUGGACCAAUCGAACUGAUCUCUCUAUCUGACACGUUUGUAGAAUUGUGUGGCUGGAGCGUUGAAAUCUCUUCCGACUUGUCAUCGCUGGAUGUGAAAUUGGAGAAGGAUCGGCUACUGGUUUUGGUUUCGGUAGUUUUGCUCCGCUGUCAUCGGCGUCGGUGGAGAAGCUGUUAAUUAGAAAGGAGCUCCACGCCAUUAUAUCAAAAGGGGAACAGCAGAUUGUCGUGCCGACAUCCGAUCCGCCUAGCGAAAAAAAGAUGGCCGCAACCGAAACCCGAUCGAGUGACGGCGUUGUCUACGUCAAACGCGACUUGUAUCCAGGAAUCAAUUCGGCCGCCAUGGAAGACGACGAGGAUGUUGAGCGGCGACACCAUCGCCAUUGCGACGACGAUGAGGACGACGACGUCGAUCACAGGCCGCCCGUCCUAAAACUGGCCCGUUACGCCAUUUCGCCCACCGUUCCGUCUCUCCUCUCGCUUCAUCAUCAUCACCACAACGGCUACACCAAUCAUCACAUGUACGCCGAUUCGCAUCCAAUGACGUCACCCAUUCCGCGCCGGAAACAGGCCAGGCCCAGAAGGAGAUCGGGCGAUUCUUCGUCUUCGCCGCCGUCGUCGGCCGCCGAUCAUCACGGCAAUUACAGGUCGACUCCGUCACCCGUUCAGGACAUGCCCGAAGAUCUUUCCGUCAAGAAAUCUUCGCCAUCGCUGGAGAUGGACAGGCAAGAAAGUGAGGAGAAUCAGUCGGGACGGAAUAGCAACGAUCAGGAUAGCCAUCGCAGUGACACACCGUUGCCAGUGCCUUCAUUGAAAGCUGAUAGCGUCAAUAGCGACAGCGCCAAGAGCGAAUUCAGUUUGGCCGAGAGAAACAGUUUGUUCUCUCCGGGUCCAUCCAGAACGCCUGGACCGAGGACUACUCCGCCGAUGAUAUCCAAUUCGAUCCUCUCAAUGACGCCAAUUCACCAAUCUGAUCGACGCAAAGGCCAGCACAGCGCACCCCGUGGCGGCCCACCUCGCGCCUGGACCAACGGUGACUUGACGGAAGCGUUGAACCACGUCUGGAACCGGAAGAUGACGACGUCGCAAGCGUCUAGGGUCUUUGGCAUCCCUUACAACAGCCUGUUGAUGUACGUCCGCGGCAAGUACGGCAAGUCGCUCAAGCUGGACACGCUGCGCAAAGAGACGCUGGAAGGCGAAGCCAUGGCCCUGGCCGCUUCCACCAGGGGCUCGUACAAGUUGGCGGCGGCGGCUGCUGCAGCGGCGGCCGCAGCCGCAGGUUCCCCGACCGGCAGCAACAACAGCAACAACCCGAAAACUAAACCAACGAAAGAAAAUGGUGGGACUAAAAGCGUUCCGGCCACGCCCAGCCCGACUGCCGGCACUAAAAACGUCAACAACAAUAACAACAACAACAACAACAUGAACAACCACAAUCACAAGAAUCACAACAACAACAACAACGACGUUAAAGUCUCUAAGAACAACGGACCCGCCAUCCCGGGGCCUUUGAAUUUGGCGGGCGUUUAUCCGCAGCCGCAGCAUCGCCUCAACGAAAUGGAAGCGCUCGGAAUGGCCGGAUUGGCUCACGCGGCCGGAUUGGGCGGUUUCGGAGGUGUCAACCCUUACCUGAGCUACUUUUGCGACUUCUCCUUCCCCAUGCCUAUGGGGUUAGGAGCAGGUCUACUGCAAGCGGCCACAGGUGCGGCAGCGGGAGCCAAUAAACAUCACCACCGGGCGGUCGUCGAACAACAUCAGGGACUGUUGAGGAAAUCGGUCAAAUCUCCGAGUAAACAUCACCGAGCCAAAAAAUCGGCCAUUUCCGACCUGGAGACGGAUGAUCACAAAGCGGAAAAAGAUGCGGAUGAUGGCGGAUCCAGUCCUCCGCUUCGCUUGACUGUGCCGAUGGAUCGGCACCAAACCGGUCAAGUUUGACACGAUCUCCCGCUUUUAUAAUCACUUGACAAAAUUAUUUUUUUUUUUAAAUUCGCUCGUUCCCUCCAACACCAAUCUCACACUUAUUAUACGAUUCCAACAACUUGUCUCUUGCGUACGUAAUUUGAAUUCGCUUUCAAACUUGAUGAAACUCACGAGAUCUCUCCUUAUCUUUUUGUUGUUUUUUUCAGUAAUAACUUUUGUACAUUUUAGCGCCCUGCCGGCCUCGUGAUUUCUUUGAUAUUGAUACUCAAGGAUACCUAUGAUUUGAAUGUUAGCCUCCAUUGUAUACUCCUGACCUACAAUACUCACGCAAGUGAGUGGAAAAUUAUUUAGCCGAAAGAAGAAAAAGAAAAAAAGAAAAAAAAAAAAGAAAAAACGGAAUCCAUCCGUUGUAGACUGUUCCAUUUGCUAAAUUCGUUCGUUUGAAUAAGCCUCACUAUGUUGCACCAUGUGAUAAAAAUGAUUAAGAAUUUCUGAACUCGGCAAAGUGUUUAACGGUGGAGGGGAUGUUUUGUGCGCAAAAGUCUUGAAAGCCCUUUUUUGGCCUUUCGUUACGGUUCUAAUGUUCCUCACGCCGAGUGUAUUCACCGUUCCAAUCGACGGCUUCCAAUGUGUCCGUGAAAUUGUCGUGGCAGCGAACAGUUUUUCUCGUUUCGAAUGUUGGAAAAUUGUUUGUGGCGAGUUGAUAUAUACGUACGAAACUAUGAGAAAAUUUCUGGAUUGAAUACAGCCCUGGCCUUGAUUUGUUGUCGUGUAUGUGUCUAUACUGUCGUUAUUGUGUCACUUGUCUGUCACUCAGAUUUAAAUUCAGUUGCAGCGCUAAAAUUUUGUGCGCCACACCCCUCCUGCCCCCCACCGAUGCACACGUAUUGUAAUUUAUUGUACACCAACCUUGAUUCACGAAAAAAAGAACCAAUACAAACACUGGGGUUUUGUCACUUA
This is a messenger RNA of Daphnia pulicaria, 3037 nucleotides long. RefSeq lists its product as uncharacterized. The transcript has 5 exons. The record is from RefSeq and is a predicted model, not a curated record. Gene Ontology annotation, molecular function: DNA binding. Bases 419 to 2092 code for a protein of 557 amino acids. NCBI's taxonomy places the organism in Eukaryota, Metazoa, Arthropoda, Branchiopoda, Diplostraca, Daphniidae.